AUGGCAAGUGCAACCCCCAAUCAAUCUGCCAAAGUGGCCGCGACACCACCGAGCGCGGCCCAAUUCAAUGCUUUGCGACAACUCAAGACCGAAAUGGGAGCCGAUGGUGACUUGCUUGAUGUGCUUCCUUUCUCUCAAGUGGUCAUCUGCAAGCAUCAGGAUCAAAAGCUCCUCACCGGAAAGAAAACGGCACUCGCUGGAAAGAUCAGGAUGGGCAAUAUUGAGGACGAGAGUGGACCGGUAUCUCCGCUUUGGGCUUAUCUGCUUGACAACAGCAUGACUAAUGGUACUACGGAUCUUACGUAUUACAGCUUCGGCAAGCGGUGUAGACAAGGAACGAGACACAAUGCGACCGAUGUUCAUUCAGCGAGACUGCGAGAAGAGUUCCGACACUGCGAAACACCUUCGGUACUCACUGCUACGGCGAAAUAUUACCUUUACAAGAAAGGUGUGACAGCAUCCUUUCCCAUACAAGUUAGCAAGACCCUAGCGAAUUUGGUCAUCAGAUCGUGCAAGGACUACAGAGAUGCUGAUCAUGAGGGAAAUCUUGGCAAGCCGAUGGAAGAUGCUGCGCAAGAUAAUAAAGAUAUGGAAAUCAUCGACACGGUGGCAGUGGGUGACCCCAUGAGUGCCUUCGUGCCCCCUACGAUAGGAAUGACGCCACUCCAUGCACCAAACCAUUUGCGCGAGACCGUCAGUUCGUCGCAGCACCCGGUUCCAAGUGCCUACAAUUACCUCCUAGUAAGCACCGACUCUGUUCUGAUGCUUCAGGCUGCACAGGCUAGGGAACGUCAGAUUGUCACGGCUGGUCAAUCCACUCAACAACGAUUCGACGCCGCCAAACAACACGUCGACCAACUGCGCACUAAGCGAGACGUGCUUCAAGUCGAGCUGAUACAGUUGGAAACGGCGAUCGAUGCGGGUGACGCCGAGGUGGUCGCAGCCGAACAAGAGAAAGGCAGAUACGGCGAAGCUAUAAGAAUAUGCAGGGUUGAGCAGGAGGAAGUCAUGAACGGCAUGGACCCAGGUGUCAGAGCCAUGAUUGAACUAGGUCGGCAGAUGGAGCGUGGUUCGCAGCGAAGAGAGUGA
Didymosphaeria variabile is the source of this 1089-nucleotide messenger RNA. RefSeq lists its product as uncharacterized. Bases 1 to 1089 code for a protein of 362 amino acids. The transcript is spliced from 3 exons. Lineage: Eukaryota; Fungi; Ascomycota; Dothideomycetes; Pleosporales; Didymosphaeriaceae. The record is from RefSeq and is a predicted model, not a curated record.